AUGGAUAUGGAUAUGGAUAGACGAGAAAAUCGAAGUUUGAAAUUUGAGAAUGAGAUGUUGAAAGAAAAAAUUGCAAAAUAUGAACUCGGAAUUGUAACCAUUCAAAAUCAAGUGAGUUCUUAUUUUUCUAUCUUUUUGUAUUGACAAGUUAUAGGACCCGAAAAAACCAAAAAGAGCAAAGUUAGCUCGUGUUCUUUAGAUUUUUUAACGUUUUUUGUCCUUAAUGUCCUAAUAAGGCUUAAUUUCUUAUGAAUUAUUGGAAUACUUUCAACCCGAUUCUGGAAACCUAUUUCAUAUAUGUUUUCAGAAAGAAAAAUUGAUAGAUGGAUAUCGAUCAAAAAACAACAAUUUGCUAACCGAACUCAAAAAACAAAUUGAUAAAGUCUCGAAAUUAGAAACAAUUUCAUUCAACAAAGAUGUAAAAAUUGAUGAAUUAACGAGAGAUGUUGGAAAUUUGAGGAGUUGUGUUGAAGUAAGUUAAAAUUUGGCGGGAUUUCAUUAUUAUGGGAUAAUUAUAUUUUAUAUUAAAAAUUAUAUAAUAACAUUUCGCUGUUUCAAGAAUUUAAAAAAUCAAAAUUUUUCGAAAAAAAGAUUCAAUAUUUCUAAUAGAAAUAUUUGGAUUAUUACCAAAAAAUCCAGUGUACAUAUUUGUUUUCAUUUUAUAGUUGAAUCAAGAAGAAAAAAGGAAACUGGAAAUGCAAGUUGCUGGAACACGUUCAAAUGAUGAACAGAUGUUCGAAUUGCAGCAAUUGGCACAAUACCACAAAAACGAAAGUAUCUCUUUGAAAAUUGAAUUGAACAACCUUCGAAGUUUGCUGAAAUCGUCACAAGAAAAUGGAGCGAGACUGGAAGAAAAGCUCAAAUCAACACAAAUGAAAUUGGAAGAGAUGGAGAAGAGUUUGGUAAGUUAACUUGAAAUUUGAAUAGUUUUAAAGCAAAGUUAAAGGCUCUUUCUGGAAACGCUUCGAAUUCUGUUAAUUUGUAUGAGGAGAAGAAGGCGGAAUUGAAGCGAGAAGUUUUGCAAGAAGUUCAUCAUGCGAAUGAGGAAUUGCAGUGAGUUGCUUAAAUUUGAAAUUUGAAUUUUUGGCGCGAAAAUUGCAUUAUAUCGAAAUAUAACAGAAAAAAUUCUUGAAAAAUCGUUAAAAUUAGCUGAAUUUUCUAUUUUUCGCCAAAUUUUCAGAUGUUUCAGAACCCUCGAUUUUUCUAGGCCACCAAAAAAUAUAGUUGGGUUUCUAGGCCAUCUCAAAGAUUUCUAGGUCACCAAAAUUGUGAAUUUGGAUUUCUAGGUCACCAAAAUUGUGAAUUUGGUGUUCUAGGCCAUCUCAAAGAUUUCUAUGUAGGCCAUAUUAGAAGCUUCUAAUUUUCAGAUAUUUUUUCAAGCCCUCAAAAACCGAUUUCCAGAAAAUUCUUGAACAAUGCUGGAUAUACCGAUCUUCGUUGGAUGCUAUCUGAAAAUGGUAAAGACAGUGAGCAAAUGUUUGAACUACCUGAAAUGUUAUUGGAAAGAAAUGCUGAAUUGACUGCACAACCAGAUGCGAUUCCAGCAUUGCUGAAAAAAUUGAGAGGUAUUUUAUAAGUUUGGGGGUCUAGGCCACCAAAAUGGCAUAUUUGGGUUUCUAGGCCAUCUCAAAGAAUUAUAGGCCACCAAAGCUAAACAUAUUUUCUUUUUUUCAGAAAGUUGUGAUACUUCUCGUGUUGCUGAAGCCAAAUUGAAUGAGCUGAUUGGGAAAUUGAGAUUGAUUGAUUUGCCAAGAUUGGUGAGAUUUUGAACAAAAUUCAAAAAACAUUCAAAAAAUCUUUUAGAAAAAUGACAAGGAAUAUAUUUUGAUAUCAAAAGAUUUGGAUAAAUUGCACGAGCAUUUGACACAUGCAAAAUUCAAUAAUGUUGAGUUGAACAAAGCAAUUGCGGCACAUUCAUCGAAUUUACAAAUUCUGAGUUCACCACUGUCUGAAAUUCGCCGAAAACUUUUGCCGCAAAAAUCUGAAACGGCAACAAAAUCGAAAGAAGAUCAAUAUUUGAAGAGAAUCAUUGAGAAAAUUGAGGAGAUGAGAAAGGAACGAGCAAAAUUGUUGGAUGAAUUGGAAGUUGAACUAAAUCAGGAUGAUAUUUCGAAAAAACUCUUGGAUCAACGAGGUUUAUCACAUGAAGAAAUAUUCAAGAAAGAGUUGAGAAAACAUGACGGGACUAUCAAAUGUUUCCGGAUGAAUUUGAGGGAUCAGGAGAAGAUUUUGAAUACGUUAGCGAACGUUGAUUUUUGUGACGAGAGGAUCAAUAAGAAUCGUGAGGAUUUCAACAAACACGUUAUGAUUUUGUUGACGGCUUAUGAUUGUUUCAAAGAUGUUUCGAAUAAAAUUGCCAAUGCUGAGAAGUUUUAUCGACAAUUGAUGGAGAGAUGUGAUCAGAUUGGUAUUUCGAUUCAGGCGAUGGAAAAUCAGUGUGAGUUGAGAUGCGGAAUGCGGAAGGUUUCCGGGAUUUUUUGAGGCGCAAUAUUCAGAAAAUUUCCAACAAAGCCCUGUUUCCUGUCCAAAAAAUCAUAAAGUUUUGAAAAGUUCCAAAAUUUGGGCGGUCUUGAAGGUUUUACUUUAAAAAAUGAAUUUCCGAAUUUUCCGAGCACAUUUUCCGGAAAAUCAAAAAAAUUAGAAGCUUUCCCAACACACGCCUCUUUCUUGUUCAGAAAAUCAUAAAAUUCUGAAAAAUUUCAAAAUUUGGGCGGUCUUGAAGAUUUUACUUUUUAAAAAAAUGAAUUUCCGAAUUUUCCGAGCACAUUUUCCGGAAAAUCAAAAAAAUUAGAAACUUUCCCAACACACGCCUCUUUCUUGUUCAGAAAAUCAUAAAAUUCUGAAAAAUUUCAAAAUUAGGGAAAUAACUUUCCGGAUUUUCCGAGAAAAUUAUCCCGGAAAACUGGCCGAAAAUUCGGCGGGAAAAUUGAACUCUUUGAGACGAUUCCUGUUCAGAAAAAUUAUGAAAUUUUGGAAUUUAAAAAAAAAUCCAAAAAAAACUUUGGAAAUUCGUUGAGAAGUUCAAAAAAUUCUGAAAAACUCCAAAAAAAAUCCGAAACUUUUCAAAUUUUGAGAAAGUUUCUAGGCCACCAAAAUUUUAUAUUUGGGUUUCUAGGCCACCAAAAUGGUAUAUUUGGGUUUCUAGGUCAUCUCGAAAGUUUCUAGGCCACCAAAAUUUUAUACUUGGGUUUUUAGAUCAUCAAAAUGGUAUAUUUGGGUUUCUAGGUCAUCUCGAAAGUUUCUAGGCCACCAAAAUUUUAUACUUGAGUUUUUAGAUCAUCAAAAUGGUAUAUUUGGGUUUCUAGGCCACCAAAAUGUUAUAUUUGGGUUUCUAGGCCACCAAAAUGGUAUAUUUGGGUUUCUAGGCCACCAAAAUUUUAUACUUGAGUUUUUAGAUCAUCAAAAUGGUAUAUUUGGGUUUCUAGGCCACCAAAAUGUUAUAUUUGGGUUUCUAGGCCACCAAAAUGGUAUAUUUGGGUUUCUAGGCCACCAAAAUUUUAUACUUGAGUUUUUAGAUCAUCAAAAUGGUAUAUUUGGGUUUCUAGGCCAUCUUGAGGGUUUCUAUGCCACCAAACUGAAGUAUUUUUGGUUUCUAGGCCACCAAACUAAUGUAUUUGUGUUUCUAGGCCACAAAAAUAGUAUAUGUGUGUUUCUAGGCCUUUUUGAGGGGUUCUAGGCCGCCAAAAUUGUAUACUUGGGCUGAAGAGAAAACCAAAAUACAGUAGGCUUUGCGGUUUUGUAUUUUGUAUUGUAUCUUUUGUAUUGAAAUUGGAAAUAUUCGAGUUUCUGGCCCAACUCUAAUGUGAUCCAAUUUUUUCCAGGCGUUCGUGGAAGUCGUGCUGCAAGAUUCCAGGAAACACCAAUCUUAUCUCAACAUGUUCCAAAUCCAAUUCAACCAUCUUCUUCCAAUUCACCGUCUCGAUAUGAAAUGAGCGUGGAUAUGUCACAAUUGACAAUUGGAGAAUUGAGUCGAUCGAGAUUGGGAGGAAUAAAUGAGGUUGGUUUUUGGAGGAAGAGGAUGGGAAAAUUUUGAUAUUAUAUUUACAAAUUUAACCCCCAAUUUAACCCCCUGAAAAAGUUUGGUUGUAUGUUCAAAUAGUGUCUUAUGGGGAGUUGUUGAAUUAAUUCAAAAAAAAUUAGUCUAGAAUCAUACCGGCGCCAUUUUUCAAUAAAAAAAAUGAUUUUAUCCUAUGCUUUCAUGUACCAAAUCAGGCCUGUGCCGGAAAAUCGAAACCCGGAAAACGGAAAGUCGGAAAAUUGAUUUUUCCGUGAAAAAACCGGAAAAUCCGGAAAUUCGGAAAAUUUCCGGCACAGGCCUGUACCAAAUUAAAAGUUUGAUAACUGUUCUCCAAAAAACUGAAAAGAGGACAAAAAAAGUUUACGUUUUUACAAAUAAUGUCUUUUAAAGGCUCUUUCUGGAAACGCUUCGAAUUCUGUUAAUUUGUAUGAGGAGAAGAAGGCGGAAUUGAAGCGAGAAGUUUUGCAAGAAGUUCAUCAUGCGAAUGAGGAAUUGCAGUGAGUUGCUUAAAUUUGAAAUUUGAAUUUUUGGCGCGAAAAUUGCAUUAUAUCGAAAUAGAACAGAAAAAAUUCUUGAAAAAUCGUUAAAAUUAUCUGAAUUUUCUAUUUUUCGCCAAAUUUUCAGAUGUUUCAGAACCCUCGAUUUUUCUAGGCCACCCAAAAAAUAUAGUUGGGUUUCUAGGCCAUCUCAAAGAUUUCUAGGUCACCAAAAUUGUGAAUUUGGAUUUCUAGGCCAUUUCAAAGAUUUCUAGGUCACCAAAAUUGUGAAUUUGGAUUUCUAGGCCAUUUCAAAGAUUUCUAUGUAGGCCAUAUUUGAAGCUUCUAAUUUUCAGAUAUUUUUUCAAGCCCUCAAAAACCGAUUUCCAGAAAAUUCUUGAACAAUGCUGGAUAUACCGAUCUUCGUUGGAUGCUAUCUGAAAAUGGUAAAGACAGUGAGCAAAUGUUUGAACUACCUGAAAUGUUAUUGGAAAGAAAUGCUGAAUUGACUGCACAACCAGAUGCGAUUCCAGCAUUGCUGAAAAAAUUGAGAGGUAUUUUAUAAGUUUGGGGGUCUAAGCCACCAAAAUGGCAUAUUUGGGUUUCUAGGCCAUCUCAAAGAAUUAUAGGCCACCAAAGCUAAACAUAUUUUCUUUUUUUCAGAAAGUUGUGAUACUUCUCGUGUUGCUGAAGCCAAAUUGAAUGAGCUGAUUGGGAAAUUGAGAUUGAUUGAUUUGCCAAGAUUGGUGAGAUUUUGAACAAAAUUCAAAAAAACAUUCAAAAAAUCUUUUAGAAAAAUGACAAGGAAUAUAUUUUGAUAUCAAAAGAUUUGGAUAAAUUGCACGAGCAUUUGACACAAGAAAAAUCCAUUAAUGUUGAGUUGAACAAAGCAAUUGCGGCACAUUCAUCGAAUUUACAAAUUCUGAGUUCACCACUGUCUGAAAUUCGCCAAAAACUUUUGCCGCAAAAAUCUGAAACUGCAACAAAAUCGAAAGAAGAGCAAUAUUUGAAGAGAAUCAUUGAGAAAAUUGAGGAGAUGAGAAAGGAACGAGCAAAAUUGUUGGAUGAAUUGGAAGUUGAACUAAAUCAGGAUGAUAUUUCGAAAGAACUCUUGGAUCAGCGAGAUUUAUCACAUGAAGAAAUAUUCAAGAAAGAGUUGAGAAAACAUGACGGGACUAUCAAAUGUUUCCGGAUGAAUUUGAGGGAUCAGGAGAAGAUUUUGAAUACGUUAGCGAACGUUGAUUUUUGUGACGAGAGGAUCAAUAAGAAUCGUGAGGAUUUCAACAAACACGUUAUGAUUUUGUUGACGGCUUAUGAUUGUUUCAAAGAUGUUUCGAAUAAAGUUGACAAUGCCGAGAAGUUUUAUCGACAAUUGAUGGAGAGAUGUGAUCAGAUUGGUAUUUCGAUUCAGGCGAUUGAAAUUGAGUGUGAGUUGAGAUGCGGAAGGUUUCCGGAUUUUUUGAGGCGCAAUAUUCAGAAAAUUUCCAACAAAGCUCUGUUUCCUGUCCAAAAAAUCAUAAAGUUUUGAAAAGUUCUAAAAUUUGGGCGGUCUUGAAGAUUUUACUUUUUAAAAAAAUGAAUUUCCGAAUUUUCCGAGCACAUUUUCCGGAAAAUCAAAAAAAUUAGAAACUUUCCCAACACACGCCUCUUUCUUGUUCAGAAAAUCAUAAAAUUCUGAAAAAUUUCAAAAUUUGGGCGGUCUUGAAGAUUUUACUUUUUAAAAAAAUGAAUUUCCGAAUUUUCCGAGCACAUUUUCCGGAAAACCAAAAAAAUUAGAAACUUUCCCAACACACGCCUCUUUCUUGUUCAGAAAAUCAUGAAGUUUUAAAAAGUUCCAAAAUUGUUGGAGCACUUCUUUUUUUUUAAAACCGCAAAUUUUGGAAAAUUUCCAACACGUCUUUUUCCUGUUGAGAAAAUCAUAAAAUUCUGAAAAAUUUCAAAAUUAGGGAAAUAACUUUCCGGAUUUUCCGAGAAAAUUAUCCCGGAAAACUGGCCGAAAAUUCGGCGGAAAAAUUGAACUCUUCGAGACGAUUCCUGUUCAGAAAAAUUAUGAAAUUUUGGAAUUUAAAAAAAUCCAAAAAAAACUUUGGAAAUUCGUUGAGAAGUUCAAAAAAUUCUGAAAAACUCCAAAAAAAAUCCAAAACUUUUCAAAUUUUGAGUGAUCCUUAAGAUUCUCAUUCAUACUUUUUCGAAAAACCAGAAAACUUUCAAAAAAUUUUUUUCUUUUCCAGUCCACGCAGAAAUCGAUAAAGGAGAAAGAGAAAAACGAGAAAUGGAAGAACGCAUGAACGCGGCAAAAAGACAACGAGAAGCACGAGAAGAUUUUGGUGGUUCAAUGCACACGGCUCAAAAUGAGAUGGAUGCUCCUCCUGCACCUGGUUCAGUUGAUUCCGGACAUCCAAAACAUCGCGAUUUUAUGGAUCGAUCGAAACUUGCGCCGAUUGAUCAACUGCCACGAGAACAUUCACCAAAUCCACCACAACAAGAGUCUAUGUCACAAUUGACAACUGGAGAAUUGAGUCGAUCGAGAUUGGGAGGAAUGAAUGAGGUUGGUUUUUGGAGGAAGAGGAUGGGAAAAUUUUGAUAUUAUAUUUACAAGUUUAACCCCCAAUUUAACCCCCUGAAAAAGUUCGGUUGUAUGUUCAAAUAGUGUCUUAUGGGGAGUUGUUGAAUUAAUUCAAAAAAAAUUAGUCUAGAAUCAUACCGGCGCCAUUUUUCAAUAAAAAAAAAUGAUUUUAUCUUAUGCUUUCAUGUACCAAAUUAAAAGUUUGAUAACUGUUCUCCAAAAAAACUGAAAAGAGGACAAUUCAAGCUGAAAAACGCGGUUUAGUUUGAGCUGAGAUACGAAUUUUCAAAAAUAAAAGGUUUUUUGAGUUUUUGGAAAAAAAUCUCAUGAAAGAAAUUUUUACUUACAAAAUCCCCUUUGAGUUUUUUUUCAUAACUCCCCGUAAGACACUAUUUGAACUUACAACCGAACUUUUUCAGGGGGUCACAUUUGGGAUCUAUUCCUUGUUAGUAAGACAUUGAAAACAAUAGUGAUAAAAAUGAAGUCUCACUUUUCUGAAACAGUGAUUUUUUUUCGAAAAGUCGAAAAUUUGAUUUUUGGUGCCAAAAAUUAUUUUUCUGAUUUUUUUUCGAAAAAAAGAUGCAAUAUCAAAAAUAUAGAAUUGUAAGAUGAUUUCUCAAUUUUUCUGAAUUUUUAGUGCCAAAAAUUAUUUUACAAAUAAUUUCAAUUAUAUAAAAAAUCUUUCUAAUGCAUCGUGCAAAGUGAGAAAAAAAUGCGAAAAAUCAAAAAAAUAACGCAUUUUUCUUGCGAGUUCUUGUGUUUUUCGAACCAAAAAUGACAGAAAUUAAAAGAAUUUGUCUGGAAUUGUGUCCAAAGGGAUUUUGUAAGUAAAAAUUUCUAACAGAAGUUUUUUGGGAAAAAUUUUUUUGGAGAAUUUUUUGAUUCUGAACUUUAAAAAAUUGAAACUUGGGUUAGAGUUGACUAAAUUACUCGAUCAAAAAAUCAAAAUUCAGAUUGUAUUGACUGAUGAUGAUGAAGCGGACAAAUCUGAAGAAGAAGAAGAAUUUCGAAAAUUCUUAAAGAUGCCAAAAGCUUCAAUAAAAGAGAAAGUGAGUUGAUAUUGAACUGAUUUUGUAAUGAAUCAUCAACACAUUUCCAGUUUACCCUCAUAUCAGAGCUCAAAAAAGCUCAUCCGGAGCUUCUAAAUUUGAACGACACGAAGUUGAAGGAAAAAUUGGGAUCGAGUCUUCAUAACGUAAGUGUGCUAAAUGUUUUUUUUAAUUGCCAAUCAAUUUUAUUUGUUCAGACUGUUUGUAACUUGUGGAAAAUUGAAGAGGACGAGGAGCUUAAAAAGGUUAUGAUAGAACUAUCACCCGAACAUUUUAUCUCUGUUCAUUUAUGUAGAGAAUUAUCAAUUCUGUUUAAUGCUCGAAAGAAGAAGGAGAUAUUGUAUUGGUUGAAACAAUUCAAUGAUAAAACGACGAGUGAAGAUAUUAAGAGAGUAAGUUUGAAACAACACCAUCUGUUUUUUAUAACUAUUAUCAUUCAGAGAAUUGUUGCGGAAAAGGCGAAGAACAAGAAGAAGAAUUAG
This is a messenger RNA of Caenorhabditis angaria, 8591 nucleotides long. The record is from the annotation of a GenBank genome assembly. Lineage: Eukaryota; Metazoa; Nematoda; Chromadorea; Rhabditida; Rhabditidae.